This is a messenger RNA of Chelonus insularis, 354 nucleotides long. RefSeq lists its product as uncharacterized. The coding region runs from base 1 to 354 and encodes 117 amino acids. The transcript has 2 exons. The record is from RefSeq and is a predicted model, not a curated record. Gene Ontology annotation, molecular function: nucleic acid binding. NCBI's taxonomy places the organism in Eukaryota, Metazoa, Arthropoda, Insecta, Hymenoptera, Braconidae.
AUGUGCCGACCACUAGAAAAAGAUCAAAAGAAAGAAUGGCACAAACCAGAUGAAAAGCCAAUGACUGUGGCACGACCGGCUAAAAAUGCCGCAAUAAGUAAGUGGUUAAAAGACAAUAAACUUCAUCGUUGGUACCAACCACCCUAUUUUCUUGACCUAAGUCCAUGUGACUAUGGCUGCUUUCAUUCUCCGAAAAGAACAAUGGGUGGCAUGGAGUACGAAGGCAUCAACUCACUUAAAGAAGCAUUAGAUAAAGAAAUGAAGACUGGAAACGCAAGUGGCAAAAAUCGGGCAGUUGAGAAACUUCCCGAAUGCUGGAAACAAUGCAUAGAACGUUUUUGUCAGAUAACUUAA